Colletotrichum chrysophilum is the source of this 456-nucleotide messenger RNA. RefSeq lists its product as uncharacterized. The record is from RefSeq and is a predicted model, not a curated record. NCBI's taxonomy places the organism in Eukaryota, Fungi, Ascomycota, Sordariomycetes, Glomerellales, Glomerellaceae. Bases 1 to 456 code for a protein of 151 amino acids. The transcript has 2 exons.
AUGCACUUCGCUACUUUGACCAAGACCGUUCUGGCCGGCAUUGCUCUUCACGCAGGCACAGCGACUGCCAUCUUUGAGUGCAAUGCGGAUCAGCAUGCUUUCGAACCCACGAAAGACAAGUUCGUGGUACACUACACCUCUAUUCGCGACUCGAACUACGAUGACGGUCAACCUUGGGUUCGCAUUUGCAAGCCCAAGGGUGAUCUCAGCGGCUGGAACAACGUCGACCCCCUGAAGACCCCUUGUAAAAGCGAUCCAGCAACACACUUGUCUACCAAACAGACCGGUCUCAGGAACGAGCUGAUCGUGACGAACGGCGAAGGAUGCGACAGUGGUAGUGGUCACGGCCUCAAUGGCGCAUCAAUGGUUUACAAUGACCAAGUAGCCGUUCUAGAGGGCUCUAACGGUCGAUGCGGACCUCGAGAUCAUGGAGUCACUUGCGAGUUCAAUCUCUAG